AUGGCUAAGAUUGUAGAGGUUCCAGAGAGUGUUGUUGAAACAGAGGUUAUUAGUGAAGAUGUAUCUGAAGAAAGUUCGGUUGAUCUCGAAGAAAUUGCUGCAGAAGUUUACUAUUAUCAGUCCGAACAGGAGGUUUUAGCUAGUUCUUUAAAAUCAAUUAUGCCUCCUAAUGUGUUUAAUUCUUUUGCAGGUUAUUUCAGUGAGCCAACAACAGGAUCUUGCCCACAGUAUGAUGUUGAGAAGGCUCCGGUUGAAGAAAUAAUUGAUGUCUCCAAAGAAAUAACUGAAGAAACACUAGAAGAGAUUGCUGACAAAGUUUUAAUGGCAAAGCUGAAAGAGGUAGACACAGAGUCUGUAAAACCAGAGUCUGUUGAUACUGAGUCGGUCAAAACAGAGUUAGGUCAAAAGGAGUCUGACGGGAAAUCCGAAAGUCAGGAGAUCAAAUCAGAAGGAGUGUUUGAGUCAGAGUCUGACGGUGUCGGUAAACAGGAUGUUAAAAUUGAUCAAAAGGAAAAGAUUAUUGUCCCGCAACAACCAGAUGUAACACCUGUCUUUAACAGUGUUCCACCCCCAAUGUGGAAUCAUUACACUCAGAAAUAUCUAGAUGGGGUGGAAGCUGCUUUGAACCUCAAACUGAGAACAAUUGAGAAUGAAUUGCCUGAGAGUAUUGAUGUUACAUUCUCUCCGUCUGACACUGACAAUGAGUCACAGGUAAUCAAGAAUGUUGUUGACCAAGUGUUAGACGAAGAGAAUGAUAACUCGGAGCCUGAGAUUAUGAAAACUCAUUCUGAGAAUUCAAUUUCUGAUUCUGAAGAAGAUGGUAACUUCUUAGACAGAUUUAUACCAAAAUCAGACAAAGUCACGAAUGAUGAUUCAAUCAUUGUGGUUUACACAAUGGUUGGAACUGACAAACUUUACUCUGAUUUUGAGUAUCCGCUCCAAAAUGCAAGAAUUGAGAAUGUCGAAAAGUCAAAAGCCAUUGAUGAUUUCAAUGCAGCGAAGAAGUUAAGAGAAGAGACCUACAAAUCAACUUUUGUCGAAUAUGAUAAAAGGAUUUGUUAUCGCUGCAAUGAAAUUGGUCACAUGGCCAAGCAAUGCAUGAAAAAGCUUGAAAAACCUGUUUUGCAAAAACCAAAAUCUAAAACUCCAACUGAUAACAAGGGUAAAAAACCAAUGAUUUCACCGGUUCGUAUUUUGAAGAGAGGUGAAUCUCUGAAGUCGGAAGAAAAGCCGAAAUCAACUUUUGAGGUUGGCAAAUCUUCGAAAGUCCAAAAGACUUCAAAGAUUUAUCCAAAAACGAAAGUUUCUGAGAAUCAAUCUUGGGUGGUGAAACCAAAAUCAUCAGUUGAAGAGAAAAAGAUGGAGAAUGUUUUGAAAAAUGAACCAAAAGUCUUUGAAAAUGAUGUGGAUAAACUUGAAUUUGAACUUGAUAUGCUACUUGAAGAGUUUCCACCAAUUAAAAAGGAAGAUUUAAAAUCAAAAGUCAAACCUGUUGUCCCAAAUGUCAUUUUUAGUAUUCCGAAAGUUGAAGUGGAUUGCGAUCUUGUGUUUGGGAAUGUUCUGAAUGAGCUGCCGAAGUCAUUUAUCUCGAAAUGGAUCAUGGACAGUGGAGCUUCAAGGCACAUGACCGGAAUGCUAGCAUUGCUCUAUGACGUCAAAUCUCUCAACGGAGGAUAUGUGGGAUUUGCUGGGAAUCAGGGUGGAAGGAUUGUUGGUCAAUGA
This is a messenger RNA of Helianthus annuus (common sunflower), 1722 nucleotides long. RefSeq lists its product as uncharacterized. Gene Ontology annotation, molecular function: zinc ion binding; nucleic acid binding. NCBI's taxonomy places the organism in Eukaryota, Viridiplantae, Streptophyta, Magnoliopsida, Asterales, Asteraceae. The coding region runs from base 1 to 1722 and encodes 573 amino acids. The transcript has 4 exons. The record is from RefSeq and is a predicted model, not a curated record.